AUGAUCAGCUUCUUCACAUUCCUCUCUGUUGUGGCUUAUCAGCUUUUCUCAACACAAGCAGUUACAACGAUCGACAUCCGAAACAACUGCCCUUUUACCGUAUGGGCAGCAGCAAUUCCUGGUGGCGGUCGACGUCUCGACUACGGUGGAAAAUGGACACUCCAACCUUCAAACGGUCCAAAUGGAAAACGUAUCUGGGGCCGAACCAAUUGCAAUUUUGACGCAUCUGGCCGUGGUCAAUGUCAAACCGGCGAUUGCAAUGGAGUCCUUGAAUGUCUGGCACCCCCGUAUUGGGAAAAGACUGAAUUUACAUUGAAGGUGACGUGA
Messenger RNA from Nicotiana tabacum (common tobacco), 327 nucleotides. The record is from RefSeq and is a predicted model, not a curated record. Lineage: Eukaryota; Viridiplantae; Streptophyta; Magnoliopsida; Solanales; Solanaceae.